UCUCUCAUCCACAAUCCUCUGCAACACCUCCCCACACCGGACACCACCUACUACAAGACCCCAAUGCAGAAAGAGAUGCUUGCCAUCAGCGCUCCUCCGGGGCAGGGUCCAGUGAAGCACCCCUUCGUGCACUACCGCUGUCUGUGUUCCAGCCCUGGGCCAUUCAAGGCAGAUGCAGGAACAGGAACAGAGUCGUCUAGCACGGAUGUGAAUACACCACCUCAACAAGAAUGCCAACACCAGCAACAGGCAGCCGCCUCGACAGAGCUCAUCCCUGCUUCCACAUCCCGUCGCUCAAUCCACCCCCAACACGACCAGGAACGGACAAAGGCUGUCUACGCCUCAGGAAACAGCUCCGAUACUCAUGGUUCCCAAUCACUCUCUCGACUCUACUUUUGCGAUUCAUGCUAUGAGAUCCGUUGCUCCAAGUGCACCCAGGAUGAAAUCGUCUGCUACUACUGUCCGAACUGUCUCUUUGACGUCCCCACAGCCAGCGUCAAGUCUGAGAAGCACAAAUGCUCACGCAAUUGCUUCGAGUGCCCCAUAUGCCAAAACACUCUCUCCGUUGUUUCGGAGGACCCUGACGCCGGCCAAUACACGACUGGUCCUAACGUGCAUGGACAAUACCAUCUCAUCUGCAAUGUGUGUCAGUGGAACUCUCAGUCCAUUAAUAUGACAUUCGAGAAACCCACAGGACUCGCUGCCCAACUUCAAAAAGCAGAGGAGAAUUCACCGGAUGUCCUGGAGUUUGCUCGACUGAAGGACCACUUGGAAAAAUACUUCCGCAACAACAGUAUGAAGCCAGGGAUUCCAUCCUCUCUACUCUCGUCCAUUCAAUCCGGAGCCAUCCAAUCUUUGCGAUAUGUCACGUCUCCUAGUGUUCGUUCUCGGGCGAGCGAUGACAUCGCACACUACGUACCGGCAGUCCAGGUUAUGGAGGACACUGAAAAUCUGGACAAACUGAUGUCAGUUAUCAGUCUGAGUCAGACCACAACCAUGAGGCAGAGACUAGGACUACUUCAGAAGCAGCCCUAUUCGCCUGAGCGUCUACAGCCCAAGAGGAUACAUUUGCGGAUCAAAAAAUCCAGGAGAUGCCGAACUUGUCGUCAUAUCCUGGUCAAUCCAGAGCAGAAGGCUCAGUCCAUACGAUUCAAGAUCAAUCUCAUCGCUUUGAACCAGAUUCCCAACAUCACCAUCGCCAGUAUCCAGCCAAUGAUCGUGCAGACACUGUCGCGCGUCAUUCUUCGCUUCACAAACCCACGGCACGAGGAGGCCCUUGUCUCUAUCCUACACGGCGACGGAGCUCAACCCCAUCAUGGAGUCAUUAUUCACUCGCCAUCGUUCUCUAUCUCGCCCUUCAAUGAAGUCUGGGAAUACGAGGUCGGGGCCAUUGGUGCGGCUCCAGGAUCUGUGCAGGAAGAUGUGUAUGAAAAGACCGCCAACUCGACAAGCAUCGCAUUGGACAUUACCCCUGUUGCUGCCGGGGAAGUCAGAAUUCCAUUGUUCGUCACUUUCACAUUCAAGACUCCGAAGCCGCAAUCAGAAACAGGAUCGCCUUCAUUGGGAUCACAGCUCGUUGUCAGUGGCGCCAACAACCCGGCGCCGGAGCUUGAAUACAUUGACAAGACAGUGUCCUUUUGGACUGUUAUCGGCUUUGGUGAUGCUCUUCCUACCCUGGCAUCAUAGCAAAUCAUUUGAUCGCGCGUCUCAAUAAAGCAUUCGCAGCGUCAGUCCAUCUGAGAUUGCGCAGCGUCGUGUCAGCCAUG
Gamsiella multidivaricata is the source of this 1766-nucleotide messenger RNA. RefSeq names its product dynactin p62 family-domain-containing protein. The transcript has 4 exons. Lineage: Eukaryota; Fungi; Mortierellomycota; Mortierellomycetes; Mortierellales; Mortierellaceae. The coding region runs from base 64 to 1686 and encodes 540 amino acids. Gene Ontology annotation, cellular component: dynactin complex. The record is from RefSeq and is a predicted model, not a curated record.